AUGGACAGCUGCAUAUCGCAGAACGCUUCCAACAGAGAAAUAGAGCGGCCGUGCUUGUACGGGAGCCUGAGCUGUGGCUCUCGCUCCGGAGGGCGGGAUGAGGUGGCCAUCCAGGGCGGGGAGCAGCUGGGGACGUCAAAGGUGAGGUGCCACCCGGAGCGAGAGGCAGCCGACGAGUACCAGCGCACUUUGGGUGCUCUCUUCUCGGUCUACUGGCUAAUGCGCUUGCACGGCGAUGGCCUUCAGUCCUUCGUCUACGGCGUUGGCGCAGAUUGGAAGCCGUUGACACACCACAGCGAGGUGCCGGUCAGGAGCUCCGACGAUCUCCGCAGGCGUCAGGCCUUUUACACUUCCGUGGACAUGGCACAGAUUGGUAAAGUCCUCGUCUCGGCGGGCCUCUUCCAAGGCGGCUUCUGCAACGGUGCGAACGAUCCUGAGAGAACUCUGGCACUCUUGGUCUUGACAGCCAUCCACGACAUCAUGAAGGUGAACAGCUUGCUCCCGGUGGUCACGGAUGAGAGUGGUCCCUUCGAGAAGCACAAGGUUGGCGAAGUUAUCUACAACCACGAUACAGCGCUCGGGUACGUGCUGCAAUGGAUGCCCUCGGUGCUCCCCUCCUACGCGGGACUCCCCGAGGCACAGCGCGAAUCUGUGAAGUUUACACAAUUCGACAUGGAGUUCAAUCUCGGAUGGCUGGUUCAAGCUGAGGCUCCCCCGGGCAUGUUGUUCAACCGCUUCAAGCAGAUCAUCAGGCAAGGCAAGGCGAAGUCCAGCGAUGUUGCAUUGUAUCUUGUGCACUGGCUCACAGACCUUGCCGGUGCGGAACCCUACCCGCAGGAGGGUGCGGAGAAGUUUGUCCUGAAGUUUCCGCCGAAUUUGUUCGUCUCGUUCCUGAGCUCCUUCCAUUGCGUGACGUUUUUAAGCACGAAGACGGAGACAGAGGUUAUGGAGGACUACUUGCGCUGGCGCUGGGCGAUGGCGGAGCCCCCGCUGGGCACAAUGCCACAAGGUGAGGGGGCGAUCGCGGCGAUGCGUCUGGUGGUCAUGGCCCAAGGCCAUAGCCACAAAGUUCUCAACGCUUUCCGCUCCCUUCCCGACUCGGAGCGGAAGGUGCUGUCCGAAGAGCUGACUCGCACAGCGCGACGAGGGCAGAGGUUCGAGCUCGGAGCAGAAUUGGACGCCGGUGGGCCGGCGUUUUUGGUCUACUACGCGCCAGCGUUGGUGCAGAAGAACUGUGGCACGGACCCUGAAGGGGCACUCGCAGUUCUCGUGGAGAUCCUUCGCCAAGCUCGCAGCUUGUGGCCCCUGCAGGAUGCUGCUGCUGACGAUACAGUCAUUAUCCAGAUCGAUACUGUCAAGGGGUCCUUCGUUUCAGAGUUGCUGCUUCUUCACCCGGGCGAGCAAUGGAUGCUAAAGAUGCUUCCGAACAAGAUGAACGCCACUGUCGCCAAGGAAAGCGCCCCCGAAGGCGGCGUGGAGACUGAGCUGCCAACUGACAAGCGUGUCCUGGAUUUCGAAUCAUCCCUGAAGCGAUGUGCGGCGGGCUCGAACCCCGACCGAAGCAAAUCUCCGAAGAAGAAGAAAAAGACCGCGCCGUCGCUAAAUGACUUCUUCAAGAAGGACAAGAAGAAGAAGAUCAAGGGCACGAACCUCAACAAUGCCACGAACGAGAAGCCUGCUGAAGAGAAGAAGGACACCAAGAAGAAGUCGGAAGAGGACGACGGUUGGCACGAAGAGGAAGUAGUCCAAGCCACCAUGAAGGUGGAAGUUGCAGGCAAGCUCGUGCGAGAAGAGGAGAAGGAGAAGGAGGAGGCUUCCUGGCUCCUCCUUGCCCAGCCAGUCAAAGCCUCAGUAGACGCGCAGCUGCACUGGCAGCUUGCUGGCUCUUCGGACUCUUCGUUGGCCAGCCAGUCACCUGGAGACGCGCAGCUGCACUCGCAAUCCAUUCGUACAUCCUACCGGAAGUUGUUUGAACGCCACAAUGUGGGCUUGGUGCUGUCCUGCUUCAAGGAGUCGCUUCAGGAGAAGCAUGCUUAUUCUCACAAAGGGGCUCUGCACCGCAACGUGGUCAUCACACAUGCACCCUCGCGGACCCUCGCGGCAAGGGAACUGGGCCGGAUCACAUCCAUAACCUAA
Molecule: messenger RNA, 2136 nt
Organism: Symbiodinium sp. CCMP2592
Lineage: Eukaryota; Dinophyceae; Suessiales; Symbiodiniaceae
Source: the annotation of a GenBank genome assembly